This is a messenger RNA of Musa acuminata AAA Group (dessert banana), 2160 nucleotides long. Its product is annotated as eukaryotic peptide chain release factor subunit 1-3. The record is from RefSeq and is a predicted model, not a curated record. Bases 405 to 1859 code for a protein of 484 amino acids. Gene Ontology annotation, molecular function: sequence-specific mRNA binding; translation release factor activity, codon specific. The transcript has 2 exons. Lineage: Eukaryota; Viridiplantae; Streptophyta; Magnoliopsida; Zingiberales; Musaceae. Gene Ontology annotation, cellular component: translation release factor complex; cytosol. Gene Ontology annotation, biological process: cytoplasmic translational termination.
AAAUAAGUACUUUUAAGAUCCUCUUAGGGCUACAAUGGUAAGAUAAGGCCUCUGCUUUCCCAUUCUUGGAUCCGAGAGGAAAGCUCUUCGAUCGCGCUUACUCACAGCCGCAGGCGCCGCCACAGGUUUGAAGGAUUCUUCUGAUCUCCAGGUCUCUGUAAUCAUAUUCAAAAUCACAUCCAGGGAAUGUUUCAAUCAGUAACAAUCAAGUAGCUCUCUUCUAAGAUGUUGAGUUAGUAGCUUGGUUGUUCUACUGUUGCUUAACAACUUCAUAUGCAUGGUUGGAAUCCUAUGCGGUGGAGCAGAUAUGCUUUGAAGUCCUAAGUUGUUCUGUCUUGGUUCGUGGUUCGUGGUUUAGGGAUUAGGUUACUGAUAAGAUUGUUUCUAGUUAAGUUUCUUGCAAGAUGAUGAAACCAAUCCAAGCACAGCAUAUGUGGCCUAUCAUAAAUCGUGUCGCAUUUUUUUCUUUUAUUAAGAGAGACUCAAUCAGUGUCAAACUAUUUAAGAGCCUGUUAUUUGCAUACUUCUGCCUCUCAAUCCGGUAUCUCAUGGCAGAUGGUCAUGAAACCGAUAAGAACAUUGAGAUAUGGAAGAUUAAGAAAUUAAUCAAGGCUUUGGAAUCUACAAGAGGUAAUGGCACAAGCAUGAUCUCCCUCGUAAUGCCACCGCGUGAUCAGAUAUCUCGAGUCACCAAGAUGUUGGCUGAUGAAUAUGGAACUGCUUCAAACAUCAAAAGUAGAGUCAAUCCACAGUCUGUCUUGGCAGCGAUUACAUCUGCUCAGCAAAGGCUGAAACUAUACAACAAGGUUCCUCCCAAUGGACUGGUGUUAUAUACUGGAACCAUCGUCACCGAGGAUGGAAAAGAAAAGAAGGUGACUAUUGAUUUCGAGCCUUUCAAGCCCAUCAACGUGUCGCUCUAUCUUUGCGAUAACAAAUUCCAUACCGAGGCUUUGAAUGAACUUUUGGAAUCAGAUGACAAGUUUGGUUUUAUAGUUAUGGAUGGAAAUGGAACUCUUUUUGGCACAUUGAGUGGUAAUACGCGUGAGGUGCUCCACAAAUUCACUGUUGAUCUUCCAAAAAAGCAUGGUCGUGGAGGACAAUCAGCACUAUGUUUUGCUCGGCUUCGUAUGGAGAAGCGCCAUAACUAUGUGCGAAAAACAGCUGAACUUGCCACCCAGUUCUUCAUAAACCCAGCUACGAGUCAGCCAAAUGUGGCCGGUCUAAUUUUGGCUGGUUCAGCUGAUUUCAAAACAGAGUUAAGCCAGUCGGACAUGUUUGACCCGCGUCUUCAAGCUAAAAUACUCAAUGUGGUUGAUGUUUCUUAUGGAGGAGAGAAUGGUUUCAAUCAGGCCAUCGAGUUGUCAGCGGAAAUUUUGUCAAAUGUGAAAUUCAUACAGGAGAAGAAAUUGAUAGGGAAGUAUUUUGAAGAAAUAAGCCAAGACACAGGAAAGUAUGUCUUUGGUGUGGAUGACACAUUAAAGGCUCUUGAAAUGGGAGCCGUGGAGACCUUAAUCGUAUGGGAAAACUUGGAUAUCAAUAGGUAUGUGCUAAAAAACAGCACCAGUGGGGAGAUUAUAAUAAAGCAUUUGAACAAGGAUCAAGAAGCUAAUCAGAGUAACUUCCGAGAUCCAGCAAACAAUGCUGAACUAGAGGUCCAGGAGAAAAUUUCGCUGCUGGAGUGGUUUGCCAAUGAGUACAAGCGUUUCGGUUGCACAUUGGAGUUUGUUACCAACAAAUCUCAAGAGGGCUCACAAUUCUGCAGGGGUUUCGGUGGCAUCGGGGGCAUCUUGCGGUAUCAGCUGGACAUGAGAUCGCUGGAUGAGCUGUCUGAUGACGAAGUGUACGAAGACUCUGAUUAGCAUUCGGGUAACGGUUCACCGGGGCUGGGCCAGGGGAGAUCUUGCAGUGUCAACAUCUAUACCAACAAAAUCUCAUGUAGGAUUUCUUGUCUACCAUUGAAGUCGUGCAGAGAUAUUACAAAUGCAUUGCACAAGGAGUCAGAUUCAAGGGUUGGUGGUACAUCUCAAGUACACAGUGGAACUCCAGGAUUGGAUUUUGCUGAUCUCUAGCUAAAAUUCAUGUUGUAUUGUUCAUUUCAGUUUGGAUAUACUUAUGAUUUUAUGUGUUUUUUUUCUUUCAAAUGGAAACUGCUUCACAAGA